GGUUUAACAGGGAAAGGACAGAGAGAAGUCCGCGCUGAGGGUGUGGAGAGAUGUCACUUUCCGUGCGUGUGUGCGCGCUUGGCUGCGUGGCGGGAUUACCAUUACGCACGUUAUGCGGAGCGCUGUUUUGGUGAUGCGUUCAGUCGGGAGAGGUGCAGCGGGGAGCUGCGAGCGUCAAACCGGAGACUCAGCGGCAGAUUCAGCAAAAUAACCGGAGAGAGAAGGAGGAGGGGCACGGUUUGUUAUGGGGGGAAUUUUCACUCAUUUUCAAUCCCUCUAUCCUGGAGAAGAUGCGCACCGUUAAACAAAGGAUUUAGUUUUUUUUCUUCUUCUUUGUAAGGAUACGGAACCUGUCUUGUAUUUUAACCCUGACACACUCUCCGGUUCGGACUUGCAUCAAUGCUUGUUUUGGCUCUGAGGACCGCGGACACUGGCUGAAUCUCCGGGCACUCGUCUGCUUCGGAGUCCAUGUGGAGCGGUAGAGGAGCAUCAAACGCAGCGAACUGAACUAAGUCCGAAAUGUGACAUUUUUUAAAAUAAUAUUCAGCAUCCAAUCAAACCUGGCGACUGUGACUCCCUCUUUAUACUAGAUCACAUCUGUUUACAUCGAUCAAGAUGGCGUUCCCACCUGUGGUCCUCCUGCUGCUGGCUGUUACUCAUCAUGCCCACGGUCAGAAUCCGGCCGACUCCGAGGCUCUCCCAAGAGGCUGCGGCUGGGGUCUCGUGCGACCCUACACUCUCCUGUGCGACCUGGAAUCCAUCUGGGGUGUAGCUGUCGAAUCUGUGGCUGCUGGUGGGACACUGGCGGCCAUCCUACUCUCUCUGGUCCUGCUGUGUCGUCUGCGCCACAUCAGUGAAGCAGAGAAGCGCAGUGGCGUAGGGCCCAUUCUUCUCCUGCUCCUUGGGAUACUUGGCUUGUUCGGCCUCAGUUUUGCCUACCUGAUCGAGCAGGAUGAGUCUCUCUGUCUGAUCCGUAGGGCUUUGUGGGGUCUCCUUUUCGCUGUCUGCUUCUCCUGCCUGUUGGUUCAGGGGGUUCGUCUGCGCAGGCUCGGCCGAGAACGGCGAAGCCCCGGCGGAUGUGCUCUAACAGGUCUGGCAUUAGGUCUGAGUGCCGUGCAGGGCAUCAUUGCCGCUGAGUGGCUACUUCUGACCGUACUGAGGGAAGGUAGAGCAGCCUGUCAGUACAUGCCUUUGGACUUCUCAUUAGCCUGCAGCUAUGUACUAGCUCUGCUUCUCGCUGCCCUUACUGCCGCCUCCUUGGCCCUGUGUGGAAAAACACGUCAGUGGCGCUGCAAUGCUGUCUGGCUGCUGGUGACAUGCCUACUGUCAUUGCUGCUGUGGGUGGCCUGGGUGGGCUUCUACCUGUAUGGUAACGACUGGCUCGGCAGGUCCCCAGAGUGGAACGACCCCGCACUGGCGAUAGCUUUGGUGGCUCAGGGCUGGCUCCUGCUGAUCUUCCAUGCUAUUCCCGAAUCCCACAUCUGCUUGAGACCCCCACCACAACCCACCGCCCCAGACUACUUUGACACAUCCCAGAACUCAACACGGAUGAGGGAGACGAGCUUUGAUGAAGACAUCCCUCUGUCUCACCGGCAGUUUGUGGAGAACCAGGGCUAUGGAUACAACGACGAGAACACAGCAGGCUUGAGGAGUGGUGGCAAUGCCGGCCAACAUAACAGUAACACGGGUGCCAGGCCCAGUGCUCCCUUCCGCAGCAACGUCUACCAGCCCACAGAGAUGACCAUGAUCCUGAACGGGGGAGCGGUGAGUACAUCUUCCCAGUCACAGGUGCCAUCUGCCCCUCCCACUUACACUGGCAGGCAGCUGUGGUGAACAAGAGGAAAGACGAUGUUUGAUGGAAAAUGGCGAGAAGAAGAGGACGGAGGGAGGAAGGGGUCCAGGACUGUCUGGGUGGGGCAGGCAUCUAGUUGGACUGGACUUUAGGCUUGUGUGCCUGCAGGGCCCUUUCAUGUACAGACUUUAUCACUGACUGUGUGCCAAACAAUUAUGGAAUGAAUGCGAGUGAGACUGAGAGAGGGUAGCAUAUGGAGGACAGAGCUAAAACUUUUCUAGUCAAUAAGUAUUUAUGGAAGAGUUGCAAAACGUGAACUGAAAUGUGUCCAGUAUGAUAGUGGCCAAACAGAACUCACAAUAUUAUCGGAAAUUAUUAUUAUUAUUAUUAUUAUUACAAUACAUUAUCUCUCUUUUUUGGUAUGAUUGGUUCCGUUGACACUCCAGCACUGCAGGCAUCUUUGAAAACUGUGAAAGCAAACUUCGUCCUGUUCUAGCUCUUAUCCUGUCAGGUGCAAUGUUUUUCUGCUUUACGGUGCUGGCAUUGAAGCGGAAACCUUUAACUCUGUCCUCCAUCCAUUCACACUGUAAGGGUUGAGCCAGAGUGCCGCUCUCUUAAAAACAAGUCACCCUCUGUUGGUGUCUAUAUACGGGAAUGAGUGUGUUUGUGUGAUCUGUACAGCUCUCACACUCCAAACCCUCCUUCUCCUCCUCCUUUGGACUGUUAGCCCUGGCCUUUUCCCCUCCUCUUCCCUGCACUGUCUGUGACUACAACACAUAACUCUCCUCACCUUGCGUCAUCAUCCCACUUGCAUGGACACAUUGCGAAUACAAACUGUGAAGCCUGAAUAUAAAGGGGACAGUUACAUGAAGUGAGCACAGACACGACAAAAGUAAAUCUGGAGGGCCUUACCCAUCAUGCUGCUAUUGAACCGCUACUAGAGAUUUAAAAAAAAAAAAAAGCAGAGCGGAUCGUGAUUGGACAAGGAAGGCGUCAGUCGUCAGCAGGGGAGGUGCAGCUUUGGGAAUCUGGGUCAGACUUCUGCACUCUCCACGCAUCUCCGGUGGCCAGUGGCGGAUGGAAGCAGCCAGGAGAAACCGUCACAUUAGAUCAGCAGGAAGCGGAGCGAGGAAAUGAAUCGGCCUCUUGCUCCCGGUUCCUCUGUCUGUGUUUGUGUGCAUACUGUAUGUGAGUUUUGUGAUUUCGUGAGGGUUCACAAGUUGUUUUCUGGUGCUAAAAUUCUUUGCAGUGAGGUAUAGAAAUGACAGGAACAACGCCGGUGUGGAUCCACUCGUCAAAGAACAAGUGACAGACUAUAUUUAGAGCUGCUUCUGCUGUGUGGAGAUCUUAUGGAGUCUCAGAGAGAUCAGGUUUACACUGUGUGGCGGAAAGAAGAGGAUCAAAUGCAGAAGAAGAUGCAGGAGGGGGCAUAUAGAGAGGGAUGGUGUUGAGGCCAGAUCUUCUUCAGUCACUCUCAAAUCUAUAUGAGAAAACAGCCUUCCAGUCUCUAUGUGUGCAUGAUGUGGGAGCCUCUCCUCCUCCUCCUCUUCCUCCUCCUCCUCCUCCUCCUCACUUUCUCCCAGUCUCUCAUAGCUUAAGUCCCUAUGCCAAGAAGAACUCCAUGUUUCACUGGAGUCUCUGUUUUACACGCUUUCCCUACAUCAUGACACCAGCUCUGUUUCACCUGAGAAACUGUGUACAUAGUAGUGCUGUAAUGCUUUGCUUGCUCGUUUACAUUUUUUUCUCCUUUUUAUUUUAAUGAUAGGCUGAGUUUAGACACGGGUCAUGCACUGGAGAACUGAUUUUAAUUUGGAUUAACUUGCUUGCUUUGUGUUCAUGCUCUGCCUUGUUUUCAUAUGCUUUUAUUUCUCUUGCUGGUGUCUUUAAUUUUUUUCUUUUAGCUAGAGUUUUGAAAAUGUUUUUGCCAACACUAGAUGUGCUUGUAUUUUUUUCCUUUUGGACUAUUGUUCAUGAAUAUUUUGCAAUUCAUUUAAAGGGAUUUAUGUUGGUUGUACCUACUGAUCGCUGUUUUUAUUUUCAGAAAAAAAUGAUAAUAGCUGUGAAUAACUUUGGCACUUCAUGCAGUAAACAAAGACUAUUUUUAUGAAACUUGGAGCAGAGCAGGAUGGGUCGACCACACUAAAUAAUACAGUCCCUUGCAGAAGUAUUUUUAUUCCCUGAACAUUUUUCACAGUUAGUCAAAAUGUAACCGUAAACUUAAAACAUAUUUUAUUGUCAAAUCACAGCAUAUGACUGACCAACAUAAAGCAAAGACAACUGAGAUGGGGAAAGAUACAUGUUAUUAAUUAUAUAUUUAUGAAAGAUUUUCAAAAACUGUAAAUAGUGGCAUGCAUUUGCAUACUUGAGUCAGGGUCGGGUUAGUCUAUUGGAGCCUCUACGAUUUUCCUCCAGUAUUCUAUUUCCACAUAAUGAUAUAGUGCUGUGUUUCACAGUGGAGAUGGUGUGUUCAAGGUGAUGUCCAGUAUUAGUUUUCCGCUAUAUUCAGCAUUUUCCAUGUAGGCUUAAAAUCCCUAUUUUGGUCUAAUCUCUUCUGAUAAGAUUAAAUGUCUUUUUUUUUCUUGUCAAUUAAAGGCCAACAAAUUCUGACACCUGAGUUGAGGAUCUCUGCAGCACCUCCAGAGUAACAUACUGUAUAUGGUAUUAUUUAAAAACCUAUGAUUGAUCAUUGAUCUGUCUGGUGCAUUCAUGUUGUGAGACCUUCAUAAAACAGCUGGUCUUAUAUUCAUUUUAAAUUGGACUCUAUUUUAAUUUGGUGGAUUCUGCACUGAACCUUUUUAGGGAGGACUAAAUACAAAUGUAUGCGACAUCUUUCUGAAUUUUAUUUGUAAAAUAAUUUGAAAGCCAGGCAUAAAUUUCCUUUACUUUACAACUAAGCACUACUUUGUGUUUGUCUGUUAGAUAAAAUCCCAAAGGGAAUACAUAAAUGUUUGUGGUUGUAAUGUGAAAGUUCAGGGAGUAUAAAUAAUUUUGCAAGGCACUGUAAGAUCACCAAAAGACAUGGUAAUGAUAUCUGAACUUGCAUCAGCCCUGAGCUAAGAAAAGUUUGGGGGGUUAGCCCCUGACUGCUGCUGUACGUUUAUGUCUCAAACUAUGGCUACUCUAAAACAGGACGACUACUUGCAGGCCAGCUUCAUACCCAGACACAGCUUGUCCUCUCAGCCUGAGCCGUGUCUGGGCCAAUCCUGGUCAGAAACAGAUCAGUGCAAGGAGAAGAGUCCUCAGGGGUUUUCAUGGUCACCAGUACAUUUCUCACAAUCGAGGAGGGAUGUUUGAGUUCUCAUGAUGUUUUCACUCGGUGUGGAUUACAAAAAAAGGAAGAAUAACAACAUGUUGUGACUUUGUAGAUUUUGCACUCGUCAACUACCUAUCUGUGCAUGCUUAAUCACCAUUUCUACAUAUAAGAUCUUUCUCAGACGUACUUUUCAAUACUAACUAUUUAUGUAACGGUCAUGUGACAGCAAUCAUACUUUCAGUGUAUAUCAGAAGACACACUUAAUGUCUGUGCUUUGGAAAACACAAAAGCAAGCUGCUUGUUGUGAAGUAAAGAGAUUAAAAUCAGAGGUCGGUCCAACAUAGAGUGAUUCCCAAUGAAGGAAACAACAUGCCAUCUUCAGUGGACCUAAGAAUACUUUCCUCUGCUUGGGUUUGAAGACUUAAAGGUUUUUAAAAAAGAGAAUCGUCUGACUGAUAUUGUCUCUGUGUUACAAAUCAAGUAGACUGUGGUGAAAUUUGCACAAAACUUCUAUGUUGAGUUUGUUGUCCCUGGGCAGCCUAUCUGAACAACACCCCACCCUCCUGGGCUUUCCUCUCCCGAUUCUUCUUGCCUUCAGACUGUUCUAGCAGGGCAGCUGACAGGGGCAAUAUUGGUUUUCACAGCUAUGACUGUGCAGUGAUGAGGCAUGCAUAUGUAUAGAAACUUGAUUUCUUGAUUAGAAAAAAAAAGAGAAAAAAAAGUAAAACAGUUAACUCCGUUGUUUCUGUAACCAAUUCAGGACGAAAAAAGUUCAAUAAAAGUGUCAUGUUUGUAGUGAA
This is a messenger RNA of Xiphophorus hellerii (green swordtail), 5845 nucleotides long. RefSeq names its product G protein-coupled receptor, class C, group 5, member Ba (gene gprc5ba). Gene Ontology annotation, molecular function: protein kinase activator activity; protein kinase binding; G protein-coupled receptor activity. NCBI's taxonomy places the organism in Eukaryota, Metazoa, Chordata, Actinopteri, Cyprinodontiformes, Poeciliidae. Gene Ontology annotation, biological process: G protein-coupled receptor signaling pathway. Gene Ontology annotation, cellular component: intracellular membrane-bounded organelle; plasma membrane; signaling receptor complex. The transcript is spliced from 4 exons. The coding region runs from base 616 to 1833 and encodes 405 amino acids. The record is from RefSeq and is a predicted model, not a curated record.